AUGGCUGACGCCGUCCCGGAUGAUGUGGCGGACACGGCGCAGGUUGUGCCUUCCAAAACAAUGAAGAAGCUGCAAAACUGCUGCCCUGGACUUCGAAAGAGAAGCCAGUAUUUUGACCAAUGGCUCAGCUCCAGAUGGUCUCUUUCGCAGAGUGUCUGCCUUCUCACAGUUUUUGUGCUUAGCUGCUCCGGCAAAUUCGUCCUGGGUGAAGUCGUUUACACAGAGAGUAUCAACUACUUCUCCUACCAGGUAGUCACCAACGCAGCAUCACUGCUGUCAUCUCUGACGGUAUCCUUCACUAUUGAAGGCUGCCAUGCAUAUCAGAAAAUCUUCUCUGGAAAAGCACUGUGGCGAUUCACGGGUGUGUCCUUCUUGUUCACCUGUGCCAGUGCAUUGGUGGCGCUCUCUCGAUGGGCUGGUACCUCCAAUGUUCAGAUAGUGACUGUGGGAUACUUGUAUCUUCCCUUUUCCGUCAUCAUGAGCUACUACGUCUUCAGCCGUAAUUACGGCAAGCUGGAAUGGCUCACCCUAGGCAUGAUGACCAUGGCAGUUCUCACCUUUGUCAUGCUGCGAGAGCAGUACCGAGACCUGGAGGAGGGAGAGGGAGAAGGGGAUGGCCACCCUCUUGACAGGCUGAAGAAGUCUUUCACUCCCGCCGGCUUCUCUUUGCUAGUCUGUGCAGUCAUCCUGAGCGCAACAGGCUCCAUUUUUGCCGAGAGAAUUUACAAGCACAAAUCGCGUGGGCUGACCUGGUGGCAGGGCCGUUUCUACAUCAUGAAGGUGCACAUCGACGUCACCGCCCUUUUCCUUUCACUCAUCCUGUGGGGCAUUAGCCACGUUCUCAUAGGGCGAGAGGAUGCGUUCUCGGACUGGUUUGCGAAAUGGGCGAGUACACCCGAGUGGUUCGGAAGCUGGACGGUCUGGCACGGGCUGAUGAUCAUGGUGGAUGUCAUCCAAGGAUGGUCAGCCGGGUUGAUCACCAAGGAGCAUUCCACGUCGUUCAAAGCCAUCGUGCAGACGCUCUGUUACAUCUUCACGAUGCUCGUGGAGGACCCUGUCCUUGGCAACAGGUGGGGGUUCCAGGCGAGAGAGCUGCCUUCCAUCAUGUUGGCGGUGAUCCUGGUCCUGUCAGCUAUUGUGUUCCAAACUGGCAGGCACUACGUGAAGGUGCGGGAGAGAGCAGCUUGCAUGGAGGUGCAGUCCAGCACUGGCAGUGAUCUUUCCAUGCCUGAGGCGCCGCAGUCCAGUGCUAGCGAGCUAUCGCUGCAGGAGAUCACUGAAGAGCCGCGGCAAACCGGCAAGCCGCAAAUUGCGGUGCUCCUCACUUCCUGGAAGGCGGCGUGUCGAAAGUACUUCUUGAUCGUGCUGUACAUUUUGUCGGACGCAAUCCGGAACCUGACUUUGGCGAAGGCCCUCAGCUCGACGAGCAUCAACCCAAACUCCAUGACCUUAGUGGUCUACUUGACUGGUGUGGUCAUUGCGUCCGGGUUGACUCUGUACGUGGAGGGAUGCAGCGGUCUGAAGACAGCAUGGAAUCCCUGGAAGAUCUUGAAGUGCAUGCCUCCGGGCUUUCUUUAUGCGUUGACCUCGACUCUGAUCAACAUGGCCUUCUCACAAGGCAUGAAUGCUGCGUUGGCAUUGAUCAUUGGAAAGUUUUACACUCCUGUGGCAGCUAUCGGUGCAGGAUGGGUGUUGAGGAAAUAUUACAUGUGGUUGGAGUAUGUGGCAAUCGGAAUCCUGACGCUAGCGAGCAUGAUUUUUGGAUAUCUGCAGGCCUUCAGUCCUGGAUCAAAUCCAGAGUGGGCGCAGAAGACCAACUCGCUCCGGGUGGCUAUGCUACUGGUUCUGGGCUCCUCUGUUGCGGCGGCCUUCAACUCCCUGCUCACAGAGCGUAUCCUGAAGGGGGACGAGGCCCGGUACCACGUACAGAAGGUCCGCCUGGAUGCUGCAUGUAUAAUUUCCACAAUGGGGCUCAUCCCCCUGAUCGCGGUUAUUUCUUCAAGAGCACAGGACAAUCCCUGGGCAUUGAGACCGGUUGAUGCUUCGUGUCCACAAGAUUCAGUUUGCCGGCAAGACAAUGGUUGUGAAAAUCCAGCCUGUGACUGCGUUUGUGCCAGCGGAAUAUUUGCUGGCUGGAUACCAAGCGCCAUUGGUGUCAUUGUUUUAGCACUGACCAUCAACACAGGCUAUGGCUGGCUGGUUGGCAAGCUUGUACAGGCCUUCUCGACAGUUGACCGUGCCAUUGCAGACGCCUUCAGCUUGCUUCUGGUGUACUUCAUAGGCGAUCCGCUGCUGAAUGCAACGAACCUGAACAACAUGUGCCUGAACCUGGUGGCAUUCAUAGUGCCGCUAAGUACAAGCAUCUUCGCUGUGGCAUCUUCUGAGUUUCAGAGAGCUACGCAAGCUGCAACCCUUAUAGAAGGCAAGCAGACCAAUGAGACAGAAGCAUCGGACUCUGAAGAAACCCCAAGCGACACUGGCGAUUCAGACAGCGACUGUUUGCAGUGCUGUGACGACGAAGAGGCUGCCUUUUCGCCAUCGAAGGGCUGGGCUGACGGUGAAAGUGGCAAGAGGACACUGCCGUCAGGUGACACUGUUGCACCUCCAUGA
Molecule: messenger RNA, 2610 nt
Organism: Symbiodinium necroappetens
Lineage: Eukaryota; Dinophyceae; Suessiales; Symbiodiniaceae
Source: the annotation of a GenBank genome assembly